Messenger RNA from Sparassis crispa, 2910 nucleotides. Its product is annotated as Vacuolar protein sorting-associated protein. Bases 1 to 2910 code for a protein of 969 amino acids. The transcript has 11 exons. The record is from RefSeq and is a predicted model, not a curated record. Gene Ontology annotation, cellular component: late endosome; retromer complex; retromer, cargo-selective complex. Gene Ontology annotation, biological process: retrograde transport, endosome to Golgi; intracellular protein transport. NCBI's taxonomy places the organism in Eukaryota, Fungi, Basidiomycota, Agaricomycetes, Polyporales, Sparassidaceae.
AUGGCUACCUCGCCCGUAUCAGCAGGAACAGUACCGAUGGUGGAGGAGGGGAAGUUGCUGAGUGAGUCGCUCAGCACCGUCAAGAUACAGGUCCAGCAGAUGAAGAGGCAUCUGGAGCUGGACCAGCUUAUGGAUGCUCUGAAGAGUGCCAGUCUCAUGCUCGCCGAACUUCGGACGUCCUCCCUCUCGCCCAAACAAUACUACGAACUGUAUAUGGCUGUAUUCGAUGCGCUCCGUCAUUUAUCCAACUAUCUAUACGAUGCGCACGUCCAGGGCCGUCACCACCUGGCAGACCUCUACGAGCUUGUACAAUACGCGGGAAACAUCGUUCCCCGCCUCUAUCUCAUGAUCACCGUCGGUUCUGUCUAUAUGUCCAUCCCAGAAGCCCCCGUCAAGGAAAUUAUGAAGGAUAUGAUGGAGAUGUCCCGCGGAGUGUUGCAUCCCAUCAGGGGAUUAUUUCUGCGGCACUAUCUGAGCGGUCAGACGAGGGAUCACCUGCCGGUUGGGAAUGACCCAGGGCCAUGUGGAAACCUGCAGGACUCGAUCAGCUUCGUACUGACGAACUUCGUCGAGAUGAACAAGCUCUGGGUGCGGCUGCAGCACCAGGGGCACUCGCGCGACCGCGAGAAGCGCGAGAUGGAGCGGAAGGAGCUGCGGAUUCUCGUCGGCACGAACCUUGUCCGGCUCAGCCAGCUGGACGGGGUGGACCUGGACAUGUACCAGAACGACAUCCUGCCGAGUAUCCUGCAGCAGGUGGUGAGCUGCAAGGACGUCAUCGCGCAGGAGUACCUGAUGGAAGUGGUGAUCCAGGUGUUCACAGAUGAGUUCCAUCUGCACACGCUCGGCCAGUUCCUCUCCGCCACCGCGCAACUGCACCCGAAGGUGAACAUCAAGCAGAUCGUCAUCGCGCUCAUCGACCGCCUCGCUGCGUAUGCGGCGCGCGAGGCGGAGAACGAAGACCCUGAGGAGACGAAGCGACAGGAGGAAGCGGCGGCGCGGCGGCUCGCGGAAAAGGUGAAGACACAGAAGGCGCGGUUACGGCAGAACGGGCAUGGCGUCACUUCGCCCACGGCCGACUCCGCGACGGCCGGCAGUGAGCAAUGGGGCUCGGUGCCGGACAGCCCCGUCGUGGACGCGGUGGAGAAGGAAUUUACAGCGGCGCCUUCGGUGGAUGGCGCGACGGAAGAGACUGCGCUGGAGGAGACAUCCAAGGGCAAGGAGAAGGAGCGGGAGAAGGAAGUGCGACCGCAAGUGCGCAAGUUCCGAGGGGUGCCGGAGGAUGUAAAGCUGUUUGAGGUAUUCUGGCAGCAGGUCGUAGAGCUUAUCAAGGCCCGACCAGACCUGUCGAUACAAGACAUCACUGCGCUCCUGGUCUCUCUCACUAACUUAUCCUUAAGCUGUUACCCCGACAGGCUGGAGUAUGUCGACCAGAUCUUCGGUUUCGCCCACGAUAAGAUCAAGGAGUUUACGGACAGCCCGGACCUGCACUCUCAACCAACGACUAACAACCUCGCCGCGCUGCUUGUCGCGCCGAUCAACUCGUACCAGUCCGUGCUGACGCUACUCGCUCUACAACAAUACUCGCCACUGCUCACACAGCAGCCCUUCGCCACGCGCCGGUCGCUAGCACACGCUCUCAUAUCCUCGGUGCUCAAGAACGAGACGGUCAUUGAAACGCCGGAAGAUGUCAAUGGCAUACUCGAGCUGUGCCAUGUACUGAUCCGGGACCAGGCGGACGCGACUUUGAGCAGCCAGACGGUUAAGGACCCAAGGCGGGGGCCAUAUCACCACGAAAGAGAGGACCUGGCGGAGGAGCAGGGUUGGGUCGCGCGCAUGGUGCAUCUGUUCCGUGCGGAGUCGCUAGACGUACAGUUCGAGCUUCUACAAACGGCGCGUCGGCAUUUCGAGACAGGUGGGGAGAGGAUGCGGUUCACGUACCCUGCUCUCAUCACCUCAUCCAUCAAGCUAUGUCGACGGUACAAGAACCGAGAACACCUGGAGGACGACUGGCAGAACAAGGUUUCGACGAUCCUCAAGUUCGUGCGCCAGCUGAUCUCCAUCCUCGCGACGCAAGUCGAGGCGCCGUCGCUCGCGUUGCGGCUCUUCCUGCUGGCCGCGCAGAUCGCCGACGAGUGCGGGUUCGAAGAUCUCGCGUACGACUUGUACGUGCAGGCGUUCACGGUAUACGAGGAGAGCAUAUCGGAGAGCCGCGCGCAGCUGCAGGCGAUCACGCUCAUUAUCGGAACGUUGCAGGGCGCGCGCGUCUUCGGCGUAGAUAACUACGACACGCUCAUCACCAAGGCCGCGCUACACGGCGCGAAGCUGCUCAAGAAGCCUCACCAGGCGACGGCGGUGAACCUCGCAAGCCAUCUCUGGUGGCAGGAGCCCCCGCCCGACGAGGAACUUCCUGCCAAGGAGCCUGCGAAGGCUGCAUCCAAGGAGGAGAGCGCAGAGAACGUGAAGGCGUACCCACACCAGGACAGCAAACGCGUAUUAGAAUGUCUGCAAAAGGCACUGCGCAUCGCCAGCUCUGCAACAGAAGAGAUCGUUACUGUUCAACUAUACUGUGAUACCCUGGAUCAAUACUUAUAUUAUCUCGACCAUGGCGCUACAGCGGUAACGCCCAAGUUCGUGAACAGCCUCGUAGAGCUUAUUACGUCCUCCGUCGACAACAUCGCAUCGCCGGAUGUGCACCCAUCACAACGCGCGCCCACCGGUCUCAUCGAGGGUGUACAGACCCCCGAGAUGAUUGCGCGCCACUUUCGCAACACUCUCAUGUACAUUCAAACGAAGAAAGUCGCCGCGAGCGCAGUCGCAGGUGCGGAAAACGGUGCGGCGGCAGUUGCAGCGCGGUGGGACGAGGUGGACGUCGUCGGCGCAUUGUUGAAGAUGGGUAUCGGGGCUCGAUAG